Scleropages formosus (Asian bonytongue) is the source of this 3537-nucleotide messenger RNA. RefSeq names its product syntaxin-binding protein 1-like. Lineage: Eukaryota; Metazoa; Chordata; Actinopteri; Osteoglossiformes; Osteoglossidae. Bases 675 to 2474 code for a protein of 599 amino acids. The transcript has 19 exons. Gene Ontology annotation, biological process: vesicle-mediated transport. The record is from RefSeq and is a predicted model, not a curated record.
CAAUCGAUUAUGCCUGGAGAUACUCUUAAAAGUGUCCUUUUUUGUUUUAUUCUUCAGCACCUACAAAACGUAAUGAAGUGACCAGAGGUCACUAGACCCACGUGACCAUUUGAAAUUUAGCCGAUAUUUGAAGCAUUCGGUUUUUCCACUUGCUUUCAUUUUAUUCCACCUAGUUUUAAUGAACUUGCAAGCCUAAUGUUAUAAUUCAUUAAAAUAUCUCAGAAUCAGGGCACAAAUUUUGUGUUUAUAAAAGCAAAUCUUGCUUGUUUGGUUCUCGGUGACCUCAGAUCUUAGUUCUGAGGUUUACACUUCACGACUUCAGUGUGUGGUAGGAAAUGAGAGAACAGAAGUUGCUUUAAAUGACUGAAAUUGUAAUUUAAUUAAUGCGAUGAUUUCUCCUCAACAGAACUGUAGCGGAAGUUUUCCCACAAACAUGAACCCAUGCGAUACACUUAACAACUCUUGCUCCAUGAAUUACACCCCCACCACCACCACCACCCUUUGCCCCAGGCCGCACCCGAGGGAGGGGUGCAGGAGGGGGAUUAGCUCGAGGCUCGGUGACGUUUUGUGCCGCGAAUCCCCGCAAUCCGCCCCGAUGACAGGCGCACAUCCUCGGGCUGGAACCAGCAGGACACUGAGGCGCAGGAGGGGACACGCAGGACAGGAAGCGGACCAUGGCACCCAUCGGGCUGAAGGCGGUCGUGGGAGAAAAGAUUAUGAAUGACGUGAUCAAAAAGGUGAAAACGAAGGGAGAAUGGAAGGUGCUGGUGGUGGACAAGCUCAGCAUGAGGAUGCUGUCCUCCUGCUGCAAGAUGACGGACAUCAUGACCGAGGGCAUCACCAUUGUUGAGGACGUGAACAAACGACGUGAGCCUCUUCCCAGUCUUGAGGCUAUUUACCUCAUCACUCCUUCUGAGCAGUCUGUUCAGGGGCUCAUUGCUGAUUUCAGGGAUCCCAGGAAUGUCCAGUACAGAGCAGCUCAUGUCUUUUUCACUGACUCAUGCCCGGACCCAUUCUUCAACGAGCUGGUGAAAUCCCGCACCGCCAAAGCCAUCAAGACCUUGACCGAGAUCAACAUCGCCUUCUUGCCCUAUGAGUCACAGGUGUACUCUCUGGACAACCCGGAUGCCUUCCAAAGCCUCUACAGCCCAUACAAGACCCAGAUGAGAAACGCUGUGAUGGAGCGCAUAGCGGAGCAGAUUGCCACUCUGUGUGCCACACUGAAAGAGUACCCCGCGAUCCGAUACCGCGGGGAGUAUAAGGACAAUGCCACCCUAGCUCAGCUGCUGCAGGAGAAGCUGGAUGCGUAUAAAGCAGAUGACCCCACCAUGGGAGAGGGUCCAGACAAGGCUCGGUCCCAGCUGCUAAUCCUGGACCGUGGGUUCGACCCUAUUUCCCCGCUCUUACAUGAGCUCACCUUCCAGGCCAUGAGUUAUGAUCUGCUGCCCAUUGAGAACGAUGUCUACAAGUACGAGACCACCGGGAUGGGGGACACCCGUCUAAAGGAGGUGCUUCUGGACGAGGACGAUGACCUGUGGAUAACCCUUCGACACAAACACAUAGCCGAGGUGUCCCAGGAGGUGACUCGCUCUCUGAAGGAGUUCUCCACCAGCAAAAAGAUGAACACAGGAGAGAAGACCACAAUGAGAGAGCUGUCCCAGAUGCUCAAGAAGAUGCCCCAGUACCAGAAGGAGCUGAGCAAGUACUCCACUCAUCUCCACCUGGCUGAAGAUUGCAUGAAACACUACCAGGGCAAUGUGGACAAGCUGUGCCGCGUUGAACAGGACCUGGCGAUGGGCAUGGAUGCCGAGGGAGAGAAGAUCAAGGACCCCAUGAGGGCCAUUGUCCCCGUUCUGCUGGACCCCAAUGUCAGCACCUACGACAAAAUCCGCAUCAUCCUGCUGUACAUAUUCCUGAAAAAUGGGAUCACGGAGGAGAACCUGAGCAAGCUCCUUCAGCACGCGCAGAUCCCCCCGGACGAUAGCGACAUCAUCCUCAACAUAGCCCACCUGGGCCUACCCAUCAUCUCAGAUUCUACCGUACGCCGUGGAAAGAAGCCAGACCGUAAGGAGAGGGUCAGUGAGCAGACCUACCAGCUGUCCCGGUGGACCCCAGUGGUCAAAGACCUCAUGGAGGAGAUCAUUGAAGACAAGCUGGACCCUAAGCAGUACCCCUUCAUCUCCAUGCGCUCCUCCUCUUCCUCACACAGCAGCACCACCAGCAGCGCUCGGUACGGCAACUGGCACAAGAACAAGACUGCCACGGAGGUGCGGACGGGACCCCGGGCCAUCAUCUUCGUCAUCGGUGGGGUGUCUUUCAGCGAAAUGCGCUGCGCUUACGAGGUCACGCAAACCAACGGCAAAUGGGAGGUCAUCGUUGGCUCCACCCACAUUUUCACCCCCGCCAACCUGCUGGACACCCUCAAGGAGAUGACCAAGCAAGAACAAGGAGGCCACUUAGAAGAGGCCGCAUAGAAGCCCUUCGGCCGUCUCCGUCCGCCUCCAAACCGCUCUCAUUCAGGAUCCCUAGACGGCCUGCUGUCUUUUUCUUUAGGAAAAAAAGCCACCGGGGGGAAAAAAUUAAAAAAACAUUAAAACGUCGUUUAUCAUCUGCACAUCAAAUGCGGGGAGUUACAAGACUUAUUAAGUAUGGAAAUUUUUAAAGGAAAACUCCAGUAUUUCUUUUAGGGGCCCACUGUGACAUGUAAUAGCAUGUAUUUUUUUUUUUUUUUUUAACUUUCAAUUAUCUGGAAUUAUUUUAUUUAUUCUAGACAGAGGAAGGACGUCGACUCUGAUCACGUAGCAAAGUGUAUUUGUGUAAAAUUGUAAUCGACCAAAAGGAUGAUUCUGAAUUUUGGCGAACGUACUGACGGGUUGAGCCGGAGUAGGUGCGGAGUACACACUGUGCUGGAAGUAACCGUAGUUUUACCGUAGUAUCGCUUCAGAGACUGAAAGCCAAAUUAAAUUUGUAUGUGAUGCAGGUAGAUUUACCACCGCAGCUACGGGUGGAAGUCAUCUCACAUAUUUUUUUUAAAGAGCUAUUAUUUUUGUCAAAAGGUCACUGCUUGUGUAAUCGAGGUGAAUAUUGAGUCAAGGGCGAAGUAUUUGUCAGUAUUAUAUUCAAUAAUAUCGAGUGACCAUUUUAACCUCGCUUACCUUUUCAGGACAUGGCAGUAUUUACCCUUUGCUUUCCUAGCUUCAUUGCUUUGUUAUUUAUAGACCCAUUUUUUUGUAGAGUUUUAUUGCCUGUUAGACAUAUUUCUUCCUGUAAAAUUGCAUCUCGUUCCUUGGGAAAUGCCAGUGCGGACCCACCCCGUGUUUCAUUUAGCUCUGGUUCCUGGUCCACAUGGGGGAAAAAAAAACAGUAACUGUACAUUUUGUGUGUGGGUUUGUGUUUCUUUGUGUCCUGUUGCAACACGACGACCUGCACGUGACACGAUUUGCAAGCAAAACGGUGAACGUCUCGUCGCCUCGUCUCCCUUUCUUCUUCUAGAUGAACGGACUGAAAGUGGCAAUAGCUCGUCGUGUUCUUUUAUAU